AUGGCCACAGUGAAGGUGGCAGACGGCAUGGCAACAACGAACGCGUCGGACCUCAAGCAGCCUGUUCCUGACCAAGUGGCCGAAGGCGAGCUUGAAUCCCUUGUCGACGAUGGCAACGACCCUAAAUUGGUGCGGCGGAUUGACUUGUGGCUCUGUCCCAUGUUGGCGCUCUCUAUGGCCUUGCAGUUCAUCGACAAGGGUGCCCUGCCCGCGGCAUCUAUCCUCGGCAUCGUCACAGAUCUACAUCUGACAGGCACCGAGUAUUCCUGGGCGAAUUCGAUCUUCUACUUUGGAUACUUCGCGUUCACUUACCUUGUACCUUACCUAUUCGUCAAGUACCCUAUUGGCAAAGUACUCUCGGCGACCUUCUUGGCCUGGGCUUUGACUGUUGGGGUCCAUGCUGCCUGCAAGAACGCCGCAGGCCUUAUGAUUGUACGCUUUUUCCUUGGUUUCACUGAAGCUGCCGUUGCUCCUGGAUGCAGCUUGAUUCUCGGGAUGUGGUACAAGCGCGAAGAACACGCGUUGAGGCAUGGCUACUGGUAUAUGGGCACCUCCCUAGGCAUUGCGCUCACAGGGCUGAUCUCCUUCGGGAUUGCUCACAUUAAAAAGGGCUUGGGGGCUUGGAGGUGGUUGUUCAUUACGCUUGCCUUGAUCAGUCUGGUAUGGGCCGCGCUGAUGUUCUGGCUACUGCCAGACACGCCUGCUAACGCCCGCUUCCUCUCAAAAUCUCAAAGAGCUCGAGCAGUUGACAGAGUCCGGGUCAACGAAAUGGGUGUCAAGACCAGCAACUUCAAGUGGUACCAGUUCCGAGAAGCUAUGACCGACCUCAAAGUGUGGUUGCUGGUCUUUUAUCUGGUCGCAGUCUGCAUCUGUAACAGCUCUAUCACAGCGUUCUCGCAGAUCGUUCUUGUCGGACUCGGAUUCGACGUCUACCAGACCAACCUGUUCAAUAUUGCGCUAGGCGCACUCACGGCCGUGGUUGCCUUCAGCUCAACUCUACUCUGCACGCGUGUCACAAAUAUCCGAGGCUUCGUAUGCGUUGUCCUGUGCUGCAUUAGCCUGAUCGGUAGCAUCCUCGUUCGGUUUGGACCAAAUCUUGGCAGCAAGUUGGUCGGGUUUCUGCUCUUCUAUGCAUAUCCCUGCACCGUCGCAAUUGCUCUGUCCUUGAUUGCCUCGAAUGUGGCCGGCUUCACCAAGAAGACUGUGGCUACGGCGAUGUCAUUCGUCGCAUACUGCUCCGGAAAUAUCAUUGGGCCCUUCCUGUUCUUCGCUCGAGAGAAGCCCAAAUACCCUAGUGGGUUCAACGCGACGUCAAUAUGCUUCGGAGCUGCCAUCGUCCUGAUGCUAGCAUAUGUCUUCGUAGUUCACAGAGAAAAUCGUCUCCGUGAGCGUGCGCAUACCCCUGGCGACGUAGUGCUCAACGACGCAUCGCAGCAGGAAGAUGCCGCCAAGGACCUCACGGAUGGCGAAAACCCACGCUUUCGCUACAUGGCUUGA
Molecule: messenger RNA, 1497 nt
Organism: Cyphellophora attinorum
Lineage: Eukaryota; Fungi; Ascomycota; Eurotiomycetes; Chaetothyriales; Cyphellophoraceae
Product: putative transporter
Exons: 8
Coding region: 1-1497 (498 amino acids)
Biological process (GO): allantoate transport; dipeptide transport; transmembrane transport
Cellular component (GO): plasma membrane
Molecular function (GO): dipeptide transmembrane transporter activity; allantoate transmembrane transporter activity
Source: RefSeq, a predicted model, not a curated record